AUGGCGCAACACGCACCAUCACUACUUUGGAUGCUUCUGUUGUGUACUCUAUCUGCUAACGCAUCAUUUCAGCCAGCUCUGGUAUUAGAAAUGGCCAAGAUUCUUCUGGAAAACUACUGCUUCCCUGAGAACCUGGUUGGGAUGCAGGAGGCCAUUCAACAAGCCAUCAGCAGUGGAGAAAUCCUGCAGAUUUCAGACAAAAAGACCCUAGCAGCUGUGCUCACAGUGGGAGUCCAAGGAGCACUGAAUGAUCCACGGCUGACUGUCUCAUUCGAGCCAAAUUUUGUCCCAGUGAUGCCACCAGUGCUGCCCUCUCUCCCAAAAGAGCAGCUGAUUCGGCUGGUAAGAAACUCUGUCAAGAUGGAUGUCCUAGAAAACAAUGUUGGCUAUCUGCGGAUGGAUCGGAUCAUUGGGGAAGAAACAGCAGCCAAGCUUGGCUCUCUGCUGCGGGACAACAUCUGGGACAAAGUUGCUCGCACAUCCUCACUAAUCUUUGAUCUGAGGUACAGCACAGCUGGAGAACUGUCUGGAGUUCCGUUUAUAAUCUCCUUUUUUGCAGACCCUGAACCACUCAUUCAUAUUGACACUGUGUAUGACAGGCCCUCAAAUAAAACCAGAGAGCUGUGGACUAUGCCAUCGAUAAUAGGAGACAGAUAUGGAAAGAAGAAGGAUGUGAUUAUUUUGACCAGUAAGCGCACCAUGGGGGCUGCUGAGGCCGUUGCAUAUGCACUAAAAAAUCUAAAGAGGGCCAUCACAGUUGGAGAAAGGUCUGCUGGUGGAUCAGUGAAAGUCCAGAAGAUUAGGAUUGCUAAAUCGGAGUUCUAUAUAACAGUUCCUGUGGCGAGAUCGGUCAGUCCAAUCACAGGCCAAAGCUGGGAGGUCAGUGGUGUUGCCCCAACGGUCAAUACUGUUGCUAAGGAAGCUAUCGCGAAGGCCAAAUCACUUCUGGCUAUCAGGAGUGCCAUUCCCAAGGUUGUGCAAAGUAUCUCCGACAUAAUUGAGAGAUUGUACGCUUUCACUGACAGAGUUCCAACUCUUAUUCAACGUCUGCAAUCUACAGAUUUAUUCUCUGUUGUAUCUGAAGAGGAUCUGGCAGUCAGACUCAACCAUGACCUUCAGAUUGUGUCUGAAGAUCCAAGACUGAUCAUCAGAUUCAUGCAAGACCAUGCCGCCAUCAUAGAGGAGGACCCUGAGCUCUAUAAAGUUCCAGAUGAUCCCGGAUUAUUACAGGACUACAUUGAUCAAGUGUUCAAAGUGGAAAUUCUUCCGGGUAACACUGGUUAUCUUCGCUUUGAUAAGUUUGUUAAAUCAUUUGCAGCUAAACUAGAAGAGCACAUGGCUAAAAAGGUAUGGGAACCCCUCAAAGAUACUGAUAACCUAAUUAUUGAUCUACGCCAUAACACUGGAGGAUCCUCAACAUCUCUAGCCCUGAUAUUAUCUUAUCUACAGGACACUUCUCAGAAGCAUAACUUUUUCACAAUAUAUGACCGAAUUCAGAACACAACAACAGAAUAUGACUCUCUGCCCAAAAUUACAGGUCCGACGUAUGGCUCAAAGCGUGAAGUUUAUGUGUUAACCAGCUACUACACUGCAAGCAUCGGUGAAGAGUUUGCUUACCUGAUGCAGUCCUUACAUCGAGGCACAGUCAUCGGGGAAAUUACAUCUGGCACCCUGAUGCACUCAAAGACCUUUCAAAUAGAAGGGACAGAUAUUGCCAUCACUGUUCCUUUCAUAAACUUUAUAGACAACAAUGGGGAAUUCUGGCUGGGAGGUGGUGUGGUCCCUGAGGCCAUCGUGCUGGCGGAGGAAGCUGUAGACCAUGUUCAUGAGAUUGCAGAAUUUCACAGAGGACUCCGGUCCCUAAUAGAAGGUGCUGGGAAACUGUUAGAGAAACACUAUGCAGUCCAUGAAGUGGCACUACAGGCUAGCAAGGUGCUGUUAACUAAAUGGGCUGAUGGACUAUAUCGGUCAGUGGUUGACUUUGAAUCCUUGGCAUCUCAAUUGACAGCAGAUCUCCAAGAGACUUCAGGUGAUCACCGCCUCCAUGUCUUCCAUUGCGACGUUGAGCCCGAGUCACUUCAUGAGGUCCCAAAGAUCCCUACAGCAGAAGAAGUUGGAUAUAUAAUUGAUGCUCUGUUUAAAAUUGAGCUUUUGCCAGGUAACAUUGGCUAUCUAAGGUUUGACAUGAUGGUGGACAUAGAAGUGGUCAGAGCCAUUGGGUCUCAACUUCUAAAAUUGGUGUGGAGCAAGAUAGUAAACACUGAUGCCCUCAUUAUCGACAUGAGGUACAACAGUGGUGGUUAUUCAACAGCAAUUCCACUCUUGUGCGCAUAUUUCUUUGAUGCUGAACCUUUGAUACAUCUUUACACUGUUUUUGAUCGCACAACAGACACCAUGUCAGAAGUCAUGACAUUCCCUAACGUCAGGGGUCAAAGAUAUGGAUCCUCCAAAGAUCUCUUCAUCCUAACCAGCCAUAUGACUGGAUCAGCAGCCGAAGUGUUCAUACGGACUAUGAAGGACCUAAAUCGGUCCACAGUUGUUGGAGAGCCAACAAUCGGAGGGUCUUUAUCAAGUGGAACCUAUCAGAUCAGGGACAGUGUCCUGUAUGCUUCCAUCCCUAACCAAGUUGUUCUGAGCGCCAUCACUGGGAAAGUGUGGAGCUUUUCAGGGGUUGAGCCUCAUGUCAUUGCUCAGGCAAAUGAUGCUCUCUUUGUAGCACAGAGAAUCAUAGCAGCAAGACUGUUGAAGAAAGAGCAAGGUAACUAAUGUGGUAUUCUAAUGUCCUCCAAAAAAAGAUUUAUUUGUCUUGUGUUUAGGCAGCACAUCAGUGUCCAAGUUUGUGGCAUGUGGCCUUGUAGUCAGCUUUUGUCUGUGUACUGUAGCUUUAAUUUAAAGGAGGUGUUUCCUACUAGUUUCAGCCAUAAUUUUCCUUCUGUGCUGCCAUCAUCACAUCCAGAAUUGACUACUGGAAGUCUUUUCUUUAUGGUACAUCAUCCAAAUUCCGAAAUUAACUCCAGUUCAUGCAGAACUGCUGUUUGUCCGUUCACCCACUCCCAUGACCACAUCACCCCAACACUCCAGAAGCUUCUCUGGCUUACUGUCCCACAACAGAUUAAUUUCAGUCCCUCUCAUCACUCACAAAGUGCUCCUAUAAUCAGGCUUGCUCCUUCAUCACCGACUUGCUACGUCAUCACACUCCUUCCCACAGCCUCUGCUGCUCUGAUGCCAAACUCCUGUCCACUAGCCUAGCCACGCUAGACAACCCACGGCAACAAAUUUAAUUCCCUGCCAGGGUGGGUCUAGUUACCCUCCAUAAGGCUCGAGGCUGGAUUCUCCUAAAACUGGCCGGACGAAUCACCAUGAAGUGUGGAGUCAGAAGGCGGGCGUAACUAAGUGACGACAGAGGCGCGACGAUUCUGACAGAAACAACCGGCGCACAAUAAACAGUUAUGUUUCAACUCGGCUUUGGCCACAGCCCUUAAAGAUUUGAAGCUAAAAUUCAACUUGAAAGAUAAACAAAGGAUGGCACUGAAGUGUUUCAUUGAGAAGAAAGACGUAUUUGGACUUAUGCCGACGGGAUAUGGCAAAUCCUUAAUAUACCAGUUGGCUCCGCUGGUUGGGAAGCUAAUGGGACUUAGGCACAAUCCGCCGGCGCUCAAGGAACUACGUCAGCCUCCCUCCCUGUCAAGCGGUCCUAGACCCUUGCGUCUUCAAAACAUGGGUCUAGCGCAGCUAGGCUACCUGUCCACACCAGUCAGAACCAAGCACAAGACUUGUGGUGAACAUUCACUUUUUGUUGCCUCCUGUUGAUGAAACUGGAGAGUGCACUGAUUUGUCAGUGUUCAAAUUACUGCUCAAAAAAUUUUCAUAACUGAAUUUAAUCUUUCUUUUAUGGCACAUGUUAUCAUUUUGUUUUAUUGCUUUCCAUGACCAUUUUUGAUUCAUGCAAAGCAAGUUUGAGUACCCUGAAUGCACUGUUGUGUGUGUGUGUGUGUGUUUAAGUAUUAUUAUAAUGAAUAUUAAUAAUAGUUUGUAUGACAAAACUGUCAUCACAUCAUUUUUUUGUUUUUGGCUGUUUUGAGUGUUCCAUGGAAGACAUUGACACUUAACUGUCAUGAUGAUACCUUUAUAAAGGAAGACUAGAGAAAAAAUUAUUUAAAUACAUAUGCCAUUCAAGAAGGGAACAAAUUAGCUGUGGAUGCUGAUCUUAAAUCUGCUCUCUGUGUCAUUAUUACUAUUGAUGACUGUUUCACAUAACAAUAGCCCCAUUUCCUUCUGUACAACAAUUAUUGUAAAUAAAACAACUACUGAUUAAAAUUAAUGCACCAAAAAGACUUUAAACUAUCUAACCCUUUUAUUUGCACUUCAUAAUCACAAUAAGUUAAGUUUUUUUCUCUUAUGUUGCUAUUUCUUGCUUGGUUUUCCUUUGAUCACAUGUAUAAAUGGAAUGUUUUAGAUGGUUAAUAUCCUGUUAGUCCAGUUACGUGCCAUCCCUGAUGUUGUUUGAGUCACUGUUUGCUCAUUUGCUUUGUCCUUUUGCUCAGUCUUCUGUGAUGAUGUUUAAGCUUUUCUGUUUGUUAACCAUAGAAUUUACCAGCAGAGGGAGCAAGCACCAAACAAACUUACAGCUGCCCUCCUUGUUCGCUUCACAACUGAGCUCAACUACUGCAAUCAACCAUGUAC
This is a messenger RNA of Acanthochromis polyacanthus (spiny chromis), 4683 nucleotides long. RefSeq names its product retinol-binding protein 3-like. The record is from RefSeq and is a predicted model, not a curated record. Gene Ontology annotation, biological process: proteolysis. NCBI's taxonomy places the organism in Eukaryota, Metazoa, Chordata, Actinopteri, Pomacentridae. The transcript has a single exon. Gene Ontology annotation, molecular function: serine-type peptidase activity. Bases 1 to 2766 code for a protein of 921 amino acids.